This is a messenger RNA of Heterobilharzia americana, 3922 nucleotides long. NCBI's taxonomy places the organism in Eukaryota, Metazoa, Platyhelminthes, Trematoda, Strigeidida, Schistosomatidae. The record is from the annotation of a GenBank genome assembly.
AUGUAACAUCUGAGAAACGUGAAAUCUCUUGACAAGAAAAAAAGUUUAGAAAAAAGGAAACCUUGGAUGUAAAACAUCAACAUAUUUUCUUUUAUCACACAGUUCACCAUACAUGUACACAAACGUGCAUACAUAUACACAGAUAUACUUGCACAAAAGCACAAAAACUUCCUACCCAAACGAUAACUGAAAACAGACAUUCUCCGAAAAAUUGACCAAACAUAUUUUGGUGCAUGAAAUCAAUAAGUCUGAUUAUACUACUGACAGACUAAUGGAAAGAAAAAUCACAACAUCCAUCAGUGAUCGUGAAUUAGUUCCCGAUGAACGUGUUGUUGAUAUUAUCAGUAAUAAUAGUACUAACAGUAAGGAUAAAUUAUAUCUUAUAGAACACACACACUCACUACCGAAUGAAAGAUCCACUGACUUAUAUAGUAACAGCAGUAAUAAUAAUAAUUACAAUAACAAAAAUAGCCGUUUACAACGUGGCAGGACACUAUCAUAUAGGCCACGAAUGGUAGCACGAUCUUCUGUGAAUUGUAAACACUUAUCAGGGAAUAUAUUUGCCAAUAAUCGUAAUACUCCAAACUAUCUUAGUGAUCAACGUUUAUUCAAACUGAGUCCUACACCUUCUGAAGCAGUAACUCCUCAACCGGUUCAAAAUACACACACCGAUAUUAAUAGUAAUAAUAUUACCAUAGGCAAUAUUACUGACAAUCAGACAUUUGAUUACAUGUCCUUCCAUUCUGAUCGUCCUUUAUCAACUUCAGCAUUACGUUUGCCAUCAAAUACAAUGGAUCAUCAAAUGAUGACUUCACCUAUGAGUCCUGAAAUUAUGAGUGCUUCACCUAGAGAACCACGUAUUGAUGAUUUAUUGAUUAAAAAGGGUAAUCGUACAGCAAGGUAUUUAGACAAUACAAAGAAUAUUCGACGUGAAUCAAAAUCUUAUUCAACAACAAUAUCUCCAAUUCCGCUUAUCUCAUAUCAUCAAAAUGCGAUCCCCGGAGGAAUCGAUUUAUAUCCGACAACACUAGAGAAAAUUUCAACACCUGACAAAAAAUCAUACAAUGAUGAAUUGAGUACCCAUAGGAAGAAGAUGAACAAAGGCGAUUUAAGUAGACCAACGGUUAUUACUAAAGCUCGCGUAGAACUUGUUCUGAUCUUUGUGAAGGUUGGCCAAGUGGACACUGUGAAUGAACGAUAUCAAGCUGAUAUUUUUCUUCAGGCAAGAUGGCGUGAGCCGUUACUCGAUGCUAUAUGGAAUAAACCAAAUCAAAAGUCAAAAAGUGGCUGGCAAACAAAUCAUACUAUUGAAAAUCCAAUGACAGAUUUAACACCAAAACGACAUUUGAACACGCUGAAAUUACAAGAUGAUGAAUUCUGGAAUCCUAGACUAUUGAUUGACAAUGCCCAGGGUGAACCAAUUGAAAUUGUCAGUCAUGAAGUAGAAUUUGUUGAACCACAUUUUGAAGCAUAUCUUGUUGAAAAACGAAGAAUCAAAGGUGUUUUCCACGAGACUUUGGAGUUGAGACACUUUCCUUUCGACUGUCAGGACUUAUCGGUGACAAUUACAUGUGAUCGUACAAUUGAUGAAGUUGAAUUAGUCGCCUCACCAACAGAAGUUAGUCAAGUAGAUGUCAGAUGUGCAGAAGACAGUCAGGAAUGGAAGAUAUUUCAUCAUGUUGAUAUCAAAUCAAUGGAAAUUCAAACAGGUUACAGCCCAGGGACAAGUAAACGUCGACAUCCUGGUUUAGUGUUUACAAGUCGAUCAGCGCGUCGUUCAGGUUAUUUUAUGGUCAAUAUGGUGCUAAUCAGUUGCGUACUCUGCCUUUUAUCGUUUUCAGCAUUCUCUGUACCAGCUAAUGAAAACAGACUACAACUCUCUCUGUUACUUUUACUCACAACAGUCACCUUUAAAUUUGCCGCUUCACAAAAUCUUCCCAAAAUCUCUUAUUUAACAUAUUUGGACAAAGUUGUGCUUGUGAAUUUCUUCAUGCUUGUCAUUCUCACUGUCUGGCAUGCUAUAGCUCGUGCUGUAUCUGCUUCAAGGCCAAAUUUUCUAGAAUAUGAACAUUAUGUUAUGUACAGUCUACUCAGUUGUUAUUGCCUCGGUUCAGUAUUAUUUGGAUUAACUGUUUAUUUAGACGUAAGUGAUUCGAUUGUUAAUUUUCGUUAUUUAUUAUAAUGACUAAGGUCAGGACUAAGGUCAGAAUGAUUUACAGGGUACCUGUAUAACAUCACACUCUCAGUAUCCACAUUGUUACCUGUUGACUGCAAGACGCUUAAAGGCUGUUCCUUCAGUUAUCACUGUCGUUUGGAUAUGCCUCUAGGGUAUCGUAGAAAAAACAGUAUGAGUCAAAUAACCUCAGAACAACAGAAUCUGGAAACUAGAUUUGGCACAAUAGCACAUAGUCUUCUUUGCUUGGUGGAAACUCAUCAGCUGCAAAUACCCCGUCAUUGAAACGAAUAUCAUUAUUUUCGAAUAGUUUCGUAAUACAUUUUAAAUUCUAGUCCAAAUCAUAACCAGUAAGGAAUUUAGGACAAAAUAAAAGGCGAUCAGCUUACAAGGCGUUAGAUGUUUGGUCGGUAUCGGCGACAAGCUUGAUAACGAUGUAGUGACCUUGAAAUUCAUAGUCUUCCACGGCUGCUAUUGUCUUCAAGUGUUUUUCUCUUUAUGUAUGCCUGCAGCGAAAAAUUACGGUCAUGCUCUCAUUCUGUCCGCAGUUACAAUAAUAUCCAUAUUCUCUUAUUGCAUAGCUUUGUUUCUUAGAUAGUCAUCGUUUUGAAUUCCACUAGUUACUUUCUUACCUAUAACCUUAUGAAGUAGAAACGAUUCUUCACAGAAGAGGCAGCGAAGACGGCACUUCAAGCAAACGUGGAGAAGACAGAGGUGACGAUGAUACCCAAUCAACACCACCACCACCAACAACAACAAGCUACUAUCACCGUCAACGGGAAAAACUUAAAGGAAGUAGUCUCUUUCACCUACACCCACCUAGGCAGCAUCGUUUCAACUACACGCGGCACAGGCACAGACGAGGACGUCAAAGCCAGCCAGGAUCGGAAAAGCAAGACAGGCAUCCAUUUGCCUGAAACCAGUGUGGAGAUCUUCUGCACUCAGCACAAGGUGUGAACAACAUCCGGAUUUUCAACAUCAAUGCCAGUCAAGUCAGUGCUUCUAAGUGAUGUUUCAGAGACUUGGCGCAUUACGAAAGGCAUUUCCAACAGACUGCAAACAUUCAUCAACAAGUGCCUACGCUGGCUCUUUACUGAAGCUCAGAUGGCCAGAAUAAUAAUAAUACGCAACAAGGAACUCUGGGAACGAACCAACUAAGCAGGAACCUAUCACUGAACAAAUAUGCAGUGGAAGGAAGUGGAGAUGGAUUGGGCAUGCACUGAGAAGACCAUUCGUGGACAUCACGAGUAGAACCCAGAUUGGAAAGUUUGAGUUGGGCGUCCGAGGUGAUGGUGACAUGGAGGAGAUGAUGAGAGGAAGAAAUGAGAGGUUGUGGGCAGUCGUGAAGCCAGGUUCAAAAGAUUGCGGAGAACAAAGUGAAAUACAGACGUGCUGCUGAAGCUCUAUGUUCCACUAGGAACUCAAGGGACAAAUAUAAUAAUAAUAAUAAUCUUAUUCUAUUUUACACUUCUGGAACUUUUCUUCUAUUGACAAAAGUAAGAUGACCAACAAUCGAGAUGUUGGUGUACACUUGCUCCAUCUGGAAAUGAUGUUUUUUGAGAUGGUAUUUAAAGCAAGUUGGACGUAAUGACUUUAUGAGAUUUCGGCAGGACUUCUCGGCUGUAAAUUUAACAAAUUACAUUGAAUCUCAAAGUCGUUGUGCCAUGGCAGUUAGAUGACGUGAAUCACUAUCAUGUGUGAGCACGAUAAAAAUAACCUUCAAAUUUUAUGUUUUGUUUUAAAUCUUGG